Dentiscutata erythropus is the source of this 936-nucleotide messenger RNA. NCBI's taxonomy places the organism in Eukaryota, Fungi, Glomeromycota, Glomeromycetes, Diversisporales, Gigasporaceae. The record is from the annotation of a GenBank genome assembly.
AUGGCUUCGAAAAAUCUACACAUUCAUCUUCUAACAAUAAUCAUUCUUUUAUCUUUUAACUUGGUCAAUGCCCAAAAUGAGGAUACUGAUUCUCAAAGUGAUUUGGUUUUAACUGAUGGCCAAAUUGAGGCAAUUUUUGACUUGAUGGCAAUAGAUGCCGUACAUGCUAAUAAUUCAAGGACUGCACAGCUAGAUUAUUUCUCAUUACGAAUGCUUAGUUAUUUCUUUCAAUCACUUAUAUUAGCAUUAUCUAUUUUUUUCACUUACAGUAUUUAUAAAAAUACUGGAAAUUUCUUUUAUGUUCAAUAUCUUAUUACUUCAUUAACGUUCACUACUACAAAUUUAUUAUUGGAUCUCAUUAAUAGGCAUGAACCUGAUAUUUUAUCUUCUAGUGAAUUUGUUGUUCAUAUAACUUUUUUUAUUAUAGCUGUUAUACGCGGAUAUAUAAACACUACGCAUUAUUUAUUUAUUCUUUUACCUUCAUUAUUUGGUAUAUUUUUUCCAAUUUUUGCUUAUGUGGUGGCAAUUCUUCGAGAGGAAAUUGCUACUCGUACUCGUACUCUAUCACUUAUUAGCGUAGACCAAAAAGAAGAAACUGUUACGUGUGCUGGGAAGUUAGUUUCAAUUAUCUUAGCCUUUAUAUUUGGCGAAUUAAUGAAUCAUGGUAUAUUAGAAGAUGAAUAUAAUUUUGCAGUCAUGACCGCUGUAAAAGAGAAAUUGAAAUUGGCUUCAAUAUGUUCACAAUUUAUUUUUUGUCUAAUUGUUAAGCCUCCUGUCCUAUGGAUUAAAGCUUUUCUUACAGCACUAGUUAUAUAUGCUUCGGUAGAUGUUAAAAUCAGAGAAAUCAGAGAGAAAAAAAGAAAAAAUAGGCAUAAAAUCCAUGAACUUCCUGUGGAUGUUGAGAAGCAUAACGGGGUGAUAACAAAUGUAGUUUAA